UUCUAUGAAUUAACCCCGACUGUCUUUCUUCUGCUUCUCCUUCGUGGCUGCUCAGCGUGGCCAUUCUUGCUACCAGUCUUCAACUACCACCGGCGCGAUUCAGUAUACACAUGCUCUCUUAUCGCAGGCCUCACCUCUGGAUCAACGUACUGCUCCAUGCUCGCGCCUAUCUUUUGGUCUCUGGACCACUUGCCGGCCGGGGGCUUCGGCUUGCUAUUCUGAGCACCUGGCUUGCACUUGCUACGUGGUGCAUCGCAGGCCCUUCACAACUUGGUACCCAUCGAUACCACCGUCACCGAUGCGCCCGCUGUCCAUGGUGCGUGCCCUGUCGCGGGCUUCGUUCUCCGAUAUACUCCUCCCGGGGCGCCCCUCCUGACGUGCGUCGUGCACCCUACAUACUCGGGGACGUACUACAGCCCUGACUCGGGAACUGCGUGCUACGUUCCGACCGAUGUCGAUGGCGAAUGCCAUGCCGCCGUUUUGACUACGCGCCCGGAUGCGGUCCGCGCGCACCCACAGGCCCUGGAUACCAUCCGGUGAAGAGUUCAAGCCGAAUCGGCGACACCCCCUUGCAGCGUUCUCGCAUCACACUUCUGUGCGAAGACAGGGAAGAUCCACUAGAG
Molecule: messenger RNA, 623 nt
Organism: Fomitopsis serialis
Lineage: Eukaryota; Fungi; Basidiomycota; Agaricomycetes; Polyporales; Fomitopsidaceae
Exons: 2
Coding region: 111-422 (103 amino acids)
Source: RefSeq, a predicted model, not a curated record